Messenger RNA from Monomorium pharaonis (pharaoh ant), 2481 nucleotides. RefSeq names its product THAP domain-containing protein 1-like. The coding region runs from base 252 to 935 and encodes 227 amino acids. Gene Ontology annotation, molecular function: sequence-specific DNA binding. Lineage: Eukaryota; Metazoa; Arthropoda; Insecta; Hymenoptera; Formicidae. The transcript has 3 exons. The record is from RefSeq and is a predicted model, not a curated record.
AUCUUUGAUUAUAGGCACAGUAUAAGUAUAUACAGUAUGGACACUAAGUUUUUUUAGUAGUACCCAAUUUUCAAUGCGCAUGCGUUAGUUCAUCCUACCAGGAAUAUGGCGGCCUCUAUAAGUGUAUACAUACGACAUAUAAGAUUAUUAGUAAAUAUUUUAUGUACAUAUUUAUUUACACAUACACACAUAUACACAUACCAAUAAUUCUAUAAUAAAACUAACAUAAAAUAACACACAAUAACAAUAAAAUGAUUAGAGGUGGGCACAGUUGUACUAUGCAUAACUGUCCAAAUAUUUCGGGACGAGUACCUGGGUUAAGCUUUUUUCGUUUCCCGAAAGAUGAAGAAAGAUGUAAGUUAUGGUUAAAAAAUUGCGGACGUACAAUUGAAGUUCCAACAGAGAAUUUAUAUAAAACAUACCGAGUUUGUGGAAAUCAUUUUGAUUCUACGAUGUUCUUAAAUGAUUUGAAGAAUCGCCUUCAAUCACACGCAGUUCCAAAACUUGCAAUAAAUUUAAACAUAGAAAACGAAAAUAUGGUACUCAAGUACAUAACUCUUGAAACUCAAGUACAUAACUCUUCAUUAAUUUCUGAUACUCAGUUAUAUUCUCCAUGUAAUGUUACAGAUCAGGAUGUAAACAUUAUUAUAGAUCAAGACGAUCAAGACAAUCGAAGAAAUCAAGAAGUACAAACUGAACAAUCAUCUAUUAGACAAGAGAAGAAAAUAAAAACAGAUCGCAUAUUAUCUAUUCAUUCACCGCGAAAAACGAAAUUGAAAAAGAAAAUCCAUUUAUUACAAAGAAAAUUACGAAAAGUUAAGGAACAAUUAAAACAAAGAAAGCAAGUUAUACAAAGAACAGUAAGAAGUUCUCUCUGCCAGAAUAUUGUGAUGCAACAGAUCAAUUACUACCACCGUCUAUUGCGACUUUUGUGAAAGCUCAAGUCUAUCUAACUCAAAAACCGUCAAAGGGUAGGAAAUAUUCUUUUAAAUUUAAAAAAAUGUGCUUAAAUUUAUAUCUUAGUGGACGCAAAACCUAUGAAACUCUUUCGCAACAGUUUUACUUGCCUAGCAUAAGAACUUUGCAACGCAUGAUUGAAAACAUAAAAAUUUUUCCUGGAUUACAAAAUAAUGUAUUUGACAUUUUAAAGGCUAAAGUAUCUAAUUUUGAAACUAAUCUUGAUAAAUAUUGUAUAUUGUGCAUGGAUGAAGCGUCAUUAAAGUCACAUUUAUUUUAUAAUAUUAAUCAAGAUACGGUAUAUGGUUUUGAAGAUUUGGGUGAAGGAAAAUCAACCAGCAUGUAAUGUUGCGGUUUUGAUGCUUAGAGGUAUGUGCGUGAACUGGAAGCAACCUAUAGGUUAUUUUUUUCUAAAUUCCACGUUUCCUACUACUAGAUUAAAAGACAUUAUAACGCAGAGUAUAACAAAAUUGCAAGAACUUGGUUUUAUAGUUAUGGCAUUUGUAACUGAUAUGGGACAAAAUUUUAUGAAUGCAGCACAAGCAUUAAAUGUUACAAUAGAAUCACCAUUUUUUGUUGUUAAUAAUCAGCAAAUAGCUUUUUUGUUGACCCACCACACAUUGUAAAAGCCAUUCGAAAUAAUUUUAUGAAAAAUAAUAUUAAAGAUAAUGGAAAAUUAAUUUCAUGGGAGUACAUAAGAAAAAUGUAUGAUAUAGAUAAAAAUAAAGAAAAUAGAUUAGCACCCAAAAUAACAGAUUCACAUAUUAAUCCCACUAAUUUCGAAAGAAUGAAAGUUCGUUAUGCAACACAGAUUUUAAGUGCUACAGUAGCUGCUGCUUUAAAUAAAUUAGUAAUUUCCGGUAGUAUUUCAUCUGAGGCCCUUGUUACAUGUAAUUUUGUUCAAAAUAUGAAUGAUUUAUUUGACAUAUUUAAUUCAUCUACAGUUUUUCAUGCGGUAAAAUAUAAACAAGCUUUUAGUGGUAAUGAUUAUCAAAUGGAAUUUUUGUCAAAAAUGAAAAAAUAUUUAAGUGAUUUAACAGUAUUUACACAACAGGGAUUUGAUAUUUCUAAGAAAGUCAGAGUAAUCAAGUAUUGCUAUCAGAAUAUAAAUUCCCUUUUAAAAAUGUGGGAUUAUUUGCAUGCUACUGCUACGGAAAUAAAAUUUUUAUUCAUGCGUCGUUUUAAUCAGGACUCAUUAGAAAACUUCUUUGGAAAAAUUAGAAAUAUGAAUGGAAAUGCUUUUAACCCGACACCCAUUCAGUUUUAUUAUUCUUUUCAAAAACUUUUUUCCGUAAACUAUUGUGCGCUAAGAACAGGGAAUUGUCAAAAAGAUAAUGAUGAAAUGUUAACGGCUGUAAUAAACUUUGCAGCGCAAUGUAAAAAUAUUACUGAAAAUGAAGUAGACGAUGAUCAACCUGUACCUGUACUUUUAGAUAAAUGUGAUUAUCGCCAAAUAGAUAUUAAUGAACAAGAUGCGUUUCGAUAUAUUUGUGGAUACCUAAUUAAAAAAUGUUUAGAAAAACA